AUGGAGAGCGGCGCAAGAGGAUUCCAAUGGAAACUUUUUAUACUUUCCUGUUUAUUUUUGGAAGGACUGAGUCAAGAUUUUGGACAGACCCAAUUUAUUUGCACAUCCGUGCCCAAAGAUAUGGACAUAUGUGCGGCCACAUUGCAAAACAGCGUGCCCGGGGAGGAUUUGAAGACCACAGUUAUGCAGCUAAGGGAGACUGUUCUGCAGCAGAAGGAAACCAUUAUGAACCAAAAAGAAACAAUCAGGGAGCUGACUUCCAAACUGGCUCGCUGCGAGGGUCAAAGUGCGUCCGAACCGGGAGACUCUAAAGGCGGAGGAAGAAGGAAGGAGCAAGGGUCCAAAAACACGAUGGGGGACGUAUCGAGGGGUCCGACAGACACACUGGCUCAACUCUCACAGACUUUACAGUCCCUCAAACAGAGGCUAGAAAACCUUGAGCAAUUUAGCAGAAACAACAACUCGGUACAAGCAAACAGUUUGAAAGACUUGCUGCAGAGUAAAAUCGACGACCUCGAGAAGCAGGUGCUGUCCCGCGUUAACAGUCUGGAGGAGGGCAAACCCGGGCUACGGAACGAGACUGAGCAGCGCGGGCGCGUGGAAUCCACUCUCACCUCCCUGCACCAGAGAAUCACCGAUUUGGAGAAAGGUCAGAAGGAAAACAGACCUUUGGACAAGUUCCAGUUAACUUUCCCACUGAGGACCAAUUACAUGUAUGCAAAAGUGAAGAAGAGCCUGCCAGAGAUGUAUGCCUUCACUGUCUGCAUGUGGAUAAAAUCAAACGCAUCUCCGGGAGUGGGAACUCCAUUCUCUUAUGCUGUCCCAGGCCAGGCCAAUGAACUGGUUCUUAUUGAAUGGGGAAACAACCCAAUGGAGAUCCUAAUCAACGACAAAGUUGCUAAGUUACCAUUCAUCAUUAAUGAUGGAAAAUGGCACCACAUCUGUGUAACUUGGACCACACGAGAUGGAGUUUGGGAAGCUUUUCAAGAUGGAGUCAUGAGAGGUAGUGGAGAAAACCUGGCACCAUACCAUCCAAUCAAACCACAGGGAAUUCUCAUACUGGGCCAAGAGCAGGAUACUCUUGGUGGAGGUUUUGAUGCCACUCAAGCAUUUGUGGGUGACCUGGCAAAUUUUAACAUCUGGGACCGGAAACUCUCGAUUGGAGAGAUCUAUAAUCUGUCCACGUGCAGCAGCAAGGCACAGGUGGGGAACGUUUUUUCAUGGUUGGAAACCAGCAUUGAGAUUUAUGGAGGAGCAUCCAAGUGGACAUUUGAAGCCUGUCGUCAACUGAACUGA
This is a messenger RNA of Chanos chanos (milkfish), 1296 nucleotides long. It is a transcript of the gene nptx1l, whose product is annotated as neuronal pentraxin 1 like. Lineage: Eukaryota; Metazoa; Chordata; Actinopteri; Gonorynchiformes; Chanidae. The transcript is spliced from 5 exons. The record is from RefSeq and is a predicted model, not a curated record. Bases 1 to 1296 code for a protein of 431 amino acids.